This is a messenger RNA of Fusarium tjaetaba, 2820 nucleotides long. RefSeq names its product formate-tetrahydrofolate ligase. Lineage: Eukaryota; Fungi; Ascomycota; Sordariomycetes; Hypocreales; Nectriaceae. The record is from RefSeq and is a predicted model, not a curated record. Gene Ontology annotation, molecular function: methenyltetrahydrofolate cyclohydrolase activity; formate-tetrahydrofolate ligase activity; ATP binding. Gene Ontology annotation, cellular component: cytosol. Gene Ontology annotation, biological process: tetrahydrofolate interconversion. The transcript has 5 exons. The coding region runs from base 1 to 2820 and encodes 939 amino acids.
AUGGUUGCUGCAAAGCUCGAUGGCAAUGCCAUUGCCAAGUCGAUCCGAGAGAAGCUCUGCGCCGAGGUUACUGAGAAACAGAAGCUCAACCCUAGGUUUAAGCCAUGCCUCAAGAUCAUCCAAGUGGGUGAUCGUUCAGACUCCUCUACCUAUGUUCGCAUGAAGCUCAAGGCUGCUGCAGAGGCUGGUAUCGACAGCCAACUGCUGCAUUACCCUGAGUCUAUCACGGAGGCGGAGCUUCUCGAUCAUAUCCGCCAAUUCAACCAUGAUCCUGCCGUUCAUGGUAUCCUAGUCCAGCUCCCUCUCCCUAAGCACAUCUCUGAGUAUACUGUCACAUCUUUUGUGGCGGAUGAGAAGGAUGUUGAUGGCUUUGGCACCAAGAACAUUGGAGAGCUGGCCAAGAGGGGCGGCAAACCUCUUUUCGUGCCCUGCACGCCCAAGGGUGUCAUGAUCCUUCUCAAGGAGUCGGGGAUUGACCUGAAGGGAAAGAACGCAGUUGUUCUUGGGAGAAGCGACAUUGUCGGUAGCCCCGUGAGCUACCUGUUGCGAAACGCUGACGCUACUGUCACCGUUCUGCACUCCAAAACGCAAAACAUUGAGGAGUACGUCAAGAAUGCAGACGUCGUUGUUGCUGCUAUUGGCCAGCCUCUGUUCGUCCAGGGCAGCUGGAUCAAGCCUGGUGCCGUCGUCAUUGACGUUGGAACAAACUUUUUGCCUGAUGCCACCAAGAAGUCUGGUCAACGACUUGUUGGUGAUGUCGACUACGCUGCCGCAGUCGAAGUUGCAUCUGCCAUCACCCCCGUUCCUGGGGGAGUUGGACCCAUGACUGUUGCUAUGUUGAUGCAGAAUGUCGUCGAUGCUACAACGUGGUAUUUCGAGUCUCAGAAGCUUCGAAAGACCAUCCCCCUACCCCUGAAACUAGAGGAUCCUGUUCCUUCAGAUAUCGCUGUGUCACGAGCGCAAACACCUAAGGAAAUCACACGCAUUGCUGCCGAAGUCGGCAUUGCUCCCCACGAACUGGAACCUUAUGGCGCAUACAAGGCCAAGGUUGACCUUGGUCUCCUGCAGCGACUGGAGCACCGUCGAAACGGCCGUUAUGUCGUUGUCACUGGCAUUACCCCAACACCCCUGGGUGAGGGCAAGUCUACCACAACUAUGGGCUUGGCUCAAGCUCUUGGAGCUCAUAUUGGACGUUUGACUUUUGCCAACGUUCGACAGCCCAGUCAGGGCCCUACCUUUGGUAUCAAGGGAGGUGCUGCUGGAGGAGGCUACAGUCAGGUCAUCCCUAUGGAUGAGUUUAACAUGCACCUUACUGGUGAUAUUCAUGCCAUUACCGCUGCCAAUAACUUGUUGGCUGCUGCUAUUGAGACUCGAAUCUUCCACGAGAAUACUCAGAAGGACGGACCUCUGUACAAGCGCCUAGUCCCCACAAAGAACGGCGAGAGGAAAUUCGCCCCCGUCAUGUUCCGCCGAUUGAAGAAGCUCGGAAUUGACAAGACCAACCCUGAUGAACUGACUGAAGACGAGAUUCACCGAUUCGCCAGACUGGACAUCGACCCCGAGACGAUUACGUGGAGACGAGUUCUGGAUGUUAAUGACCGUCACCUUCGAGGAAUUACAGUUGGAACAGCCCCCACUGAGAAGGGCCAAACUCGAGAGACUGGUUUUGAUAUCACAGUUGCUAGCGAGUGUAUGGCUAUCCUGGCACUUAGCAACAGUCUGGCCGAGAUGCGCGAGCGUCUUGGUUCAAUGGUGGUGGCUACAUCACGAAAUGGCGACACUGUCACUACCGAUGAUAUCGGUGCGGGCGGUGCUCUUACUGCUCUCAUGAAGGAUGCCAUCAAGCCCAACCUUAUGCAGACACUCGAGGGUACUCCUGUAUUUGUCCACGCUGGUCCUUUUGCUAAUAUCAGCAUCGGUCAGAGCUCUAUUCUUGCCGACAAGCUCGCUCUGAAGCUUGCUGGUACUGAGCCUGACGAGGACCAUGAUGAGAAGGCUGGCUUCGUCGUCACCGAAGCCGGUUUCGACUUUACCAUGGGUGGUGAACGAUUCUUCAACAUCAAGUGCCGUACUUCUGGCCUUGCUCCCGAUGUUGUUGUUGUUGUUGCUACUGUCCGAGCCCUCAAGGUUCACGGUGGUGCACCUCCCAUUGCUCCCGGUGCAGCGCUCAGCCCCGUUUACAAGGAGGAGAACGUUGACAUUCUGCGCGCUGGUUGCGUGAACCUGAAGAAGCAGAUUGCCAACGCCAAGUCUUUUGGCAUUCCUGUUGUCGUUGCGAUCAACAAGUUCUCUACCGAUACAGAGGCCGAGAUCGCUGUCAUUCGUGAGGAGGCCAUCUCCGCGGGUGCUGAGGAUGCCAUCCUUGCUAACCACUGGGCUGAGGGUGGCAAGGGAGCCGUCGACCUGGCUCAUGGUGUCAUUGCAGCUUCAAAGAAGCCCAAGGACCUGAAGCUGACCUACGAUCUGGAGGGUACUGUCCAGGAGCGCCUUGAGGCUAUCGGCAAGAAGAUGUACGGUGCCGAGAAGGUUGAGUUCAGCGAACUCGCUCAGAAGAAGGUUGACACCUACACACGGCAAGGAUACGGCCAUCUACCUAUCUGCGUGGCCAAGACACAAUACUCUCUGUCCCAUGAUCCCGACCUGAAGGGUGCUCCUACUGGCUUCACGAUCCCCAUUCGUGAUGUCAGGAUGGCUGCCGGAGCAGGAUACCUGUAUGCCCUUGCUGCUGAUAUUCAGACAAUUCCUGGUCUGCCAACAGCACCUGGCUAUCUCAAUGUUGAUGUCAAUGUCGAGACAGGCGAGAUCGAAGGUCUCUUUUAA